AUGGGCAGCGCACACUGCAGACGGCCCACUGACGAGGAACUUCGAACCGAAAUCGAGGAAAGCGAGGGAAGCGAGGGAAGCGAGGCCUGUCAUGUUCGAGGAUAUGCCGGGUUUUGGACUUCGGGAACACCCUCACCGAGCUGUUCAACACUGCCCCCAAGCAGGCCGCCAGGACGGCAGAAAAGACAAAGCCGAAGCCAACAAAGAGGCCGUCAGAUGCGGCUGGCGUUGCUGUUGGGCUUGUUCUUGGCCUGUCAGGAAAACUUGGCUGCCCAACGAGGUGCUCGCACCUUUGGAGCUCUCGUUGACGGACUUGGCAGAGGCCCAAAACCGAUCAAAGGCUUCCAAAGUUACCGAAGUCUGCGAAGUUCCCGGGCACGCCACGUGGUGGCUCGGCGGUUGGCGCCUGCCAGUCAGGAGUGGGGUACUCCUGCACUGCCUGCGCCGACGCUGGAAGGUCGUCUGCAGCUGUUGAAGCUGCCAACGCGCUUCAUUGGUGGCGCCUACUUUUUGCUAAUGCUUUCUGUUCCUCCGGCCGACGCCUUCAGGGCCGUCGAGCCGGACACGUUUCCGAGGACCAACCUGACUCUUCUGCUGGACUCCGGCCUCACCGCGGCAGUGAUGCUGACCACUGACGUUUGCAAAAACUUGAAGCUGGCAAUGGGAGGCGAGGGGUCCUUUUCCACGGGCGUUGGCGCCACCGGGUCCAGCCUCGACAUGCAGCAGGUGCGCAUCGAGGGCGCUGCUUUGGUAAACGAGAUGCAGGAAACCACAACGAGCUGUCCGCUCGACCCGAUGGCAGGAGUUGUUGUCGACAACUUCCCCCAGCUGAGCAUCGCUGGCGAAGUGGGAAUCGCGCUUCAGGGAAUGCUCGGACAAGGCUUCAUGGACCAGUACGACUUGGAGCUGGACGCCCGGACGGAGCGUGUGCGCGCCUGGCCGAGGGCCUCGCUGCCCGUUCGUCCCGAGGACGGCGACUGGCGGCAGCUUGAGGCACUGGGCAUGCCUGGGCGGCUGCAGGGCUUGCUGCUGACGGUGCCCGGCUGCUUGGAGCCGGUGGUGGGCCUCGUGGACACCGGCGCCUCGCACACGGUAAGCACCCCACGGCAGCAUAUGUCCUGGGGCUUCGUGUUUGCAGCUCAGAAGCUUCUGCAGCUUUGCUCUGGCUUUGCUUUGGCUUCGCUCUGGCUUUGCGCCGGCUUUGCUUUCCUUUCUUCCACAAUUUGCUUGUUUCCCAACCGCCGAGCUCUUGAGGAGCUGAGGGCCUGGCAGCGUGCCCUGGGAGCCAAGGGAGCCAAGGGAGGAGAGGGAGGAGAGGGAGGAGAGGGAGAGCCGGCAAAGUUCCUGCUUGAGCUCAUGGAGCGCGGCGCCGCCUUGAGACUCCUGCACUUGAGGCGACUGCUUCAAGAAAAGCCGAACAGAGGCUUCGAAAACCAGGUGUCAGGAGUCUCAGGCACCAACCCUCAUGAGUCGCAAGAAUCGCAAGAGUCGCAAGAGUCGCAAGAGUCGCGGGAGCUGAUGGCCAGCAUGCGGCUCUUAGCCCUGCAGCUGCAGAACCAGGCGCGGGUCGCCUUGGAAAGCACGCAGAUCGACCGAGCGGACGAGGACGCGGAGAGCGAGGACUGGCGACUGGUCUUGGCGGCGACGCUGCGUCCGUGGCUGUCACACGAGUGGACCUCUGUGCGCGUGGAGGUGGUGGACUACCGACCUUGCUGUGGCAAGGGUCUGCUGCUGUCACCUGAUUGCGAUCACUCCAACCUGCGGGCAGUUCUGGACAUUGUUGUGCGGGUGCCUCAAGAGCGCUUUGAGCACUACUCACUGGCUCACAACUCCCCACACAUGCUUCCGUCUGCGUCCGGAACUGAAGGAGCCGAAGGCGGCGCUCUGGGCGUGCAGCGCAUUCUGCACGUUGGGCCCUGGUACGGUUUCCGGCCUACAGCAGGUGGUUGGCACACGGCCUUUGGCCCAGCCGGUCGGGCGCUGCACCGCUGGGAGGAGGUCACCGCCGCGGGCCUGGCGCUGCUGGCCGUGGCCCGGGCCGCGGAGCAAAAGGGGGGAAGUGGUGAAGGAGAUGGUGAAGGAGAUGGUGAAGGAGGGCAGAGAGGGGAGGGAGAUAGUGAAGAUAGUGAAGGAGGGGAGGGGAAGAACGACAAAGCGGAAGGGCAUGAAGACAAAACAGUUGUUGGAAGCGUCCUCGUCUACGGCGUCGGCGACGGGGUUCUGGCCACCUUCCUCGCCCUAAACGCCCCGGAGGUGUGGGUGGAUGUGCUGGAACCGGAGGCCACGGCCCUGGAGCUCGUGCAGCGCCACUUUGGCUUGCGCCUCGCUGGGCCUCGCGCCGGGGCGCGCGCUCGCGUGCUUGCGCAGCGAGAUGCCUCCGAUGUCGAUGCGGACGACGCGGAUGGCCUGGAGUUGGGGCAGCCGCCCAACUACGCCGCGGUGGUGGCACUGCGAGCAACAUGCGCGGCUUGGGAGCCCUUGAGACAGCUGUGCAGCGGUCGACAAGGUCCGGUGCUUCUCAUCGAGGCGUCGCGGGACGACAAACGCGCCUUGUGUGAGACCUUUGCCGGCUUCACGGUUGUGGAGCUGCAGGAUCUCCAAAGCGAAGGCGAGGCCUGUGAGGCCGAAGGGGCCGAAGAGGCCUCCGAGAGCUCCAUCUUCCUCGUCACAAGGAGCGAGGUCAGCAAGGUCAGCGAGGUCAGCGAGGUCAGCGAGAAAGGAGCACAGCUCCGGAAGCGACCGCGCCUCGCAGCCAGAACCCUGGACUUCAUCUCACCACAGCGCUGGUUCAACCUGCUGCUAGACCGAGGAGGGGUCCGCGGCGGUGCUCCGGACGUCUCGGCCGCGCAGCUCAGCAAGGUCGAGAGGGCCGGCUUCUUGUGUUCGGAGGAGCUGCGAAAGUUGGAAGAAUUAGCCUCGCUGGCACUCUCGGCGGAUGGCCCGGAUCACUCGGAUGGUCGCGCGGAUGGCCGCACGGAUGGCUGCGGCCACGGCCGCUGCGGCCGCGUGGUGCGGUCACCGCCGCCCUCCACGGCCUGGCAGGUGACAUUCCUCCAGACGGGCGGGUUCUUUGCGCAGCAUGCGCCAGAGCUGUUGGAGAAGCUGACCCAGAUCGCCAGGCGCGUGGGCUUGCGGGAGCGCUGGCUGUCGCGGAAGCAGGCGGAGCGGCUCCAGGCACGCGUGGUGGAGUGGCACGUGCAGGCGGCGCCCGGACCUGGGAUCCCGGAUCCCCGGCACUACGACAUGGACAGCCUCGUGACCGUGGACGUCCUCUGCACCGAGCCCGAGCGGGACUUCGAGGGGGGCGAGCUGCGCACCUUGCAGGCGGACGGACGGCUGCAGGAGCACCCUUUCGGGCUUCUCGAGGUCCUGGUCUUUCAGGCCCACAAGUACCACAUGGUCUCUCCCGUCACCCGCGGCUGUCGCCGGGCGCUGGUGCUGGUGCACGAGCUUCGAGCACCGCUGCCCCCUGGAGCCGUUGCUGUCUUCGCCUUCGCCCAGGUGGAUUUGGAUGCAGAGAGGAAAGUACGAGGGAUCGGGUUGGAUAAUUCAGUGCUUGAGAUGCCCUUGCUCAGCUUGGCCAACAUCACUUUGUCCAGCGCACGGCACGUGACCAUCACGCCUCAUCAACCAGGCGGCGGCGCCAAUCCAGUGGACGGGCAGCGCUCCUGGCGUUUUCGCAACACAGGCGCACGGAUCAAGGGACCCAUUGCCACGUUCCCAACGGCAGUGGAUGUUGGCAUUGGCGACAUCGGCCUGUUCCAGGAGCUGCUCUCGCAGCCACAAGACACCAUCGGGGACUUCGAUGGGCCCGUUGCCCUGCUGGGCCAGGACCUGAUGACCCAGAUGCCCCUACGCUACAGUGCAGCGCGGGGAACACUUUGGUUCCGCCAUGACUGA
Molecule: messenger RNA, 3900 nt
Organism: Symbiodinium natans
Lineage: Eukaryota; Dinophyceae; Suessiales; Symbiodiniaceae
Source: the annotation of a GenBank genome assembly